UAAGCAAACAAAAUCCAUAAUCGCAGAACUUUAUUCUUUGUUACAUCCAUAAUCUACCUGUUACUUUUGACACGAGAUCUCAAAUACUUAGUAUAGUUAAGCCGAUGUCAAAAUAUUUGCCGUGAUCAAAGGGCCUCCACGUGCUGUCGAUGUCGUCCAAACAUUGACACGGGCCGAGCGGCGCACCCACCAGAUAACAAUACCGCGAACAAUGAACACGCCGACACACCUACAACAAACACUAAUAUACCCCGAGCUGCGAGUGACUCUCAUCAGCUUCGCUUCUCAUUUUUUCUCGAGCAUCAAGGAGCUCUGUCGGUCUUCAUUAAGCCCCUCAACAGGCCUCCUGCAUAACAUCCUGUCUUAGUUUCAUUCAUUUGUCAUAGUCAAGAAUCAAUUGAGAAACUCUAUGUUACUGCCAAUUUGUAACGUUUCCUGCCUACCUGCGUACCUGUUGGCUACAGAACAUUAUCAUGUAAUUUACUACACAGAUUACAAUUUAAUUGUUAACGCAUAACUCGCUGAUGAGCUAUAGUUUCAUACAUUGUUGUAAACUUCAUUACUCGCUUCGGAAUGCGCCGCUCUAUGUGCUAGCUGUGCAAAUCUAUGAAUGGAGACGGUGGACUACACUUUAUGGUGCCACAAAAACCGAGGCCCUUUAGAAAAUACUCCCGACGGAUACACGGAGCGCAAUAUUUACUACGCCCCCCGACCCUUUCACUUCCUCUACGGCGACAACCUGCGAUGAAGCGAGACUGCAUUACGCAAGCGCGUCGGCUAGAGCGGGACGGCAGAUUCAUUCAUAACCGAGUCCGCCAUCCGGUCCGCGUUCUGAUGGAUCACUUCAUCUCCUUCUAACGCGCAGUCUCUUGCGGAGUGCGAGCAGGUGGCACCGGAUGCUUAACGAUGUACCGGAGCUUCGAUCGGAAGCUCUUUAAAAAAACCUCGUACUCUUUCGCGUCACCGUGAGCCGAGUCAUAUCCCGGAGGAGCGAGUAUCUAGUGCAGCCGCGGCGCCGGUUCGACGCGUAUCGAAACUACAAGUGUGUCGUUGUAAUGUGAAAUUACCUCGUUUAAUGAGGGGACAGUCGCAAUUGGUGAUUUUCGUAAGCUCGCUGGGAGUGAGACGGUGCGAGCUUCGCCCCUCCGCCGAGCGCCCAUUCAGCGCGAGUAGUCGGUCGCCGGCCACAGCGACGCACGCGCGCGCCCUCACACCUCGCCAUCACCACUCUGGAUACACAACUCCUAUUUUGACAUGACCGGUUCGGAACUCGAACGCUCGCGAUCGACCUGUGUCCACACAGUGUUAGCUCACUAGUGAUAUCUCUAAUUGGUGCUUUUGAGUGAGUGACGCCGGGAAUGUACGAGAACUCGGCCUGGACAACUUUACAGUGGCCCAAAUUGCAUUAAAUGGGUAAUUGGUGUGCUGCUAUAAUUGUGAUAUCAAUAAACAAUGAACAGUGAUCAAAUAAGAAUGAACUUUUUCCCCGCCACGUGACAAUAAUAGUAACGUCAAAAUGAAAAAUAGCGAAGAGUGUUUAGACUGAUAACAAACUAACUGUAUAAACAGAAACAGUGUGAUAUUUAUUGAUCUUAUUUAAAGUUUAAGUAAUAGUGUUAAAAUCUUUGUAAAUAUAAUAUAAGUGUAAAAGACAAUAAACAAUAUCGGCUGCCGGCUUGUGACCCGGACUCGAAGAGCCCGUAGCAGACAAACAUCGAGGCGACACGGCGGCCAUCGCAGGCAUGGGAAUCAAAGUCAUGAUGAAAGCUUUCAAUAAGCCAAAAGACAUCCCGUCACAGGUGCCGCCGCUUACGCCUGGCACCAACAAGAAGAUGGCCGAGGCGCUUAAGGCUACCUUCGCCUCUUGGGAGAAGGAGCAACUGCGCCUCGGCGUACCGAAAGAUCCUCGGCAAUGGAACGAGGCGGCGGUGGCGGCGUGGCUGCGGUGGGCUGCGCGGGAGUUCUCCCUGGAGGGCGUGGCGCUGCAGCAGUUCGCACGCACGCAGGGCAAGGACAUCUGCGCGAUGGGGCGCGAGCAGUUCGUGGCCCGCGCGCCCGCCUUCAUGGGCGACAUACUGUGGGAGCACCUCGAGAUCCUGCAGAAAGACGUGGAGAAGGAGCGCUCGUUGCUGGCCAACGUCCCGCCGAACAUGUACGAGAGCAACGUGUGCCUCCCGGAGCUGCCCGAGUACAACAUCCCGCCGCCGGCACACCACUACAACAACAACAACAACACCGGUGAGUCCCAACACUAGAACAGCAACAACACUGGUAGA
Messenger RNA from Trichoplusia ni (cabbage looper), 2276 nucleotides. Its product is annotated as ETS-like protein pointed. NCBI's taxonomy places the organism in Eukaryota, Metazoa, Arthropoda, Insecta, Lepidoptera, Noctuidae. The transcript has 5 exons. Bases 1743 to 2255 code for a protein of 170 amino acids. The record is from RefSeq and is a predicted model, not a curated record. Gene Ontology annotation, molecular function: sequence-specific DNA binding.